Corvus hawaiiensis (hawaiian crow) is the source of this 2074-nucleotide messenger RNA. RefSeq names its product acyl-coenzyme A amino acid N-acyltransferase 2-like. The transcript has 4 exons. The coding region runs from base 558 to 2009 and encodes 483 amino acids. Gene Ontology annotation, molecular function: fatty acyl-CoA hydrolase activity. Gene Ontology annotation, biological process: fatty acid metabolic process; acyl-CoA metabolic process. The record is from RefSeq and is a predicted model, not a curated record. Lineage: Eukaryota; Metazoa; Chordata; Aves; Passeriformes; Corvidae. Gene Ontology annotation, cellular component: peroxisome.
CCAGUCCCUGUGGGAUCAGGAUGUGGCCAGUGCCGGAGGCUGGAACAGAACUUUGCUUUCCCAAAUUUGCCUUUUCCUCAUAAAAAUGAAUAGGUACUGCGACAGAUUCGCCUCCAGCGACUCCGGGGACCGGUGGCUCCAGCUGGGGCCUUCCCUAAGGCAUUCCUAGGAUCGGAGUGUGCCAUGGCUCCUCAUUCCCUGCAAUUCUCCCUUCUCCAAAGAGGGAAUUCCCGUUGGGAAUGAGCCCUGGAGCCUGUCACCAAGGAAGGGGACAGGGUGUCACACACCCUCCUGUGAGAGGAAACACUGGGAAUUCCAGCCCAAUGGGGCUGGAAGUGGGAAAUCCACAUGGAUUUCUUCACAUUCCUGAUUUUUCUUGGCCCGUGAACACCCCUCUCUGCAUUCCUGGGGAGGGACAUGGCUGUGAGCUGGGAUGGGGGGACAAAGGGGGGCACUGGGUGUGAAAUGGGGCUGCAGGAAGCAGUGGGAAGCCUUGGAAUGGGAAUGCCCUGGAGCUUCAUCCUGGGGUGACAAUUUGUGGGGGGGUUGGCCCACCCAUGUCCAGGUUCAGGGGCUGCCGCAGGGAAGGCGGGGACAGGCAGGAAUUUCGGGGUGUGGCCGAUGCCGGCUGGGCACGGGGUCAUGAGGCAGGAGGGCUUUGCCCUCGCCAUUCCCAGGUUAAUGAUUUCCAAGGAAUCCUUGAGCCUCUCCCUGUGCAGAGCCCACGGCCCAAGCUGUCCCCAGCAGGGUGCACCAUGGUGGAGGUGACAGUGACACCGCAGUCCUCGCUGGCCGACCGGCCGGUGCAGAUCCGGGUGCGGGGACUGUCCCCAUCCCAGCUUGUCACCCUCCGGGCAUGGCUGAAGGACGAGCAGGGCGAGUGCUUCCAAUCCCGCGCCUUUUUCCGUGCCGACGGAGCGGGAGAGGUGGAUCCCGGGCUCCAUGCCGCCCUGGGGGGCAGCUACUCCGGGGUCUGGCCCAUGGGGCUCUUGUGGUUCCUGCAGCCCGACACCCUUUUCCGACGGCUGGUCAAGCGGGAUGUGGCCAGCAGCCCCUUCCGCGUCUGGCUGGAGGUGUUUGAUGGGCUCUCCCUGGCCCCGGAUCCCAAGGAGCAGCCGCUGGCAUCCUGCGAGGCCGAGCGCUGGUACGUGGGCCCCGGAGUGCAGCGGGUGCCCAUCCGCGAGGGAAGGGUCCGCGGCGCCCUAUUCCUGCCUCCUGGUCCAGGCCCCUUCCCAGGGGUCAUCGACCUGUUUGGGGGCGCAGGGGGGCUGAUCGAGUUCCGGGCGGGGCUCUUGGCCAGCCGGGGCUUUGCCGUGCUGGCCCUCGCCUUCUUCGCCUACGAUGACCUGCCCCGGGUCCUGGCCCAGCUGGACUUGGAAUACUUUGAGGAAGCGGUGGAGCUGCUCCUCCAGCAUCCCAAGGUCCGAGGACCCGGCCUGGGCGUGGUGGGUGUCUCCAAAGGCGCAGAGGUGGCCUUGGCCAUGGCUGCCUUCCUGCCACAGGUGGCGGCCACGGUGUGGAUCAACGGCACGGCCUUCCUGCACGGAAACCCGCUGGUCUACAAGGAGCUCCGCAUCCCUCCCAUCCCCUACUACACCGAGCGCAUCCUGUUCACCGAGCUGGGAGCCAUGGACAACUCGGCCAUCUUCGCCGACCCCCGCGAUCCCGCCUACCGCGCCUCGGCCAUCCCGGUGGAGAAGAUCCGGGGAAAGGUCCUCUUUGUGGUGGGAGAGGCCGACCGCAGCUUCAACAGCAAGCUCUUCGCCGAGCUGGCCCUGGCGCGGAUGCCACCAGAGAGCGGCCGGAUCCUGUCCUAUCCCGGCGCCGGGCACCUGAUUGAGCCCCCCGGAUCCCCCCUGUGCAGCAACUCCAGCAUCCGGGGCACCCCGAGGCCGGUGGCGUGGGGGGGAGAGCCCCAGCCCCAUGCCCGGGCCCAGGAGGAUUCCUGGCAGGAGAUCCUGCAGUUCUUGGAGCUCCAGCUGGGAUUGGUUGCUGCCAUGAAGUUGUGAGGGGUGAGGAAAAGGGGGUCGGUGUCACCGGGAUUGUCACUGUGGGGAAUAAAGUGUCACUGGAG